AAAUAUACUUCAAAAAAAAAGGAAAAGAAUAUAAUAAGUUCUAUAAAUAUACUCAAAAUCAAUUCAAAUCAGAGUAGUAGUAGCGUGUAUCUAUCUGCUAAUUCUGCUCUGCUGCUGUGUAAGAAAAGCAAUCAGAAAUGGGAUCAUUAGCAGGUGGAGGAAAUUGGGGACCCUUUGGAAUGGGUUCCAAUAAUUUCGACGAUCUCAACCGCCGUAGGCGACGGAGAAGAAGAAACAGCGGCGAAUCAAAAGCUUCCAGCUCCGGCGAGAUCGCAGCCUCCGGGUCCGGUUACAGGUUCCCGGUAAAGCAAGCAGCCACCGCUGCCUCCCUCUGCUUCACCGGAGACACCAUCGCUCAGGUCAGGCAAAACUGGGUCAAGCAUAAAGACAACCUCCCUGAUAAUCCCCUGGAUGUUGCGGCGACUCUGCUAUCGGAGCACGAUUGGGUUCGAGCCCUGAGGUUGAGUUCAUUUUCUUUUCUGCUCCAUGGACCUGGUUCAUAUGCUUGGUAUCAGUUCCUGGAUCGACUUAUGCCGAUUAAAUCACCUAAAACGUUAUUGAUCAAGGUGAUAAUGAACCAGCUUCUGCUUGGUCCAACUACCACUGCUUCAGCUUUUACAUGGAACAAUCUUUGGUUGGGCAGAGGUUCACAGCUUCCAGAAAUUUUAAAGAAUGAUGCCAUUCCAGCUCUAAUUUUCGGUUAGAAUCUAGCUAAUAGCCUGAAUUCGUCUUGUCCAUAACCCAAUUAUAUUAUGAAUCUGUACUUGAAGUUGUUUCAAUAAUGUUCUGAAUCUGCAGGAUAUAAGUUCUGGAUCCCGGUAUCCGCAGUGAAUUUUUGGUAUGUAAAUUCACCAGCGUCGACUCUUUUUUCGGACAACCUUAACCAUUUGUCCGUUGAACUGGAUGACAACAUCCCUCUGACCUUCUCUUUUGUUGCUGUUCUAAUCAGGUUAAUUCCUCUUGAAUUUCGCGUGGCGUAUAUGUGCACGGGAGGCAUAUUCUGGAAUUUCUAUUUGUCUUCAACAAUGAACAAAGUGAAAUCCGUCGACAAGAUCAAGGAGGCUGGUGAACAAGCCAGUUAAUCAAGUUGUUCCCAUGAAUGAUAAAAUCCUCCGUAACUCAGUUGUGUGAUUCAAUUAGCCUGGAAAAGUUCAAACACAGUGUCAAUUUUAGCCAAAAAAAAAAAGUCGUAAACUAGUAGUGAGGGGCUUAGAACCAAGAUUUUCUCUUCACUGAGCUGAAAAUAAACGCUCAACUCCUCCAAAGAAUUCCAAGGCAGUUUUCUUUAUUUUUUAUUGCUUUUUUUUCUUUUUUUCUUUCCCAAGAGGAGCUGUUGGAGCUUGGAAGUUGGAAGGAGGAGAGAAUUCCAUAUGUAAGAUUGUUUUGUUAUCGUUUAUGUAACCGUUUUGAGCGGAUGAAUCAUAAUAUAUACUACUAUCCAUUUACUUUUAUAUGCUACUUUCUGGUUUGCACA
This is a messenger RNA of Oldenlandia corymbosa var. corymbosa, 1474 nucleotides long. The record is from the annotation of a GenBank genome assembly. Lineage: Eukaryota; Viridiplantae; Streptophyta; Magnoliopsida; Gentianales; Rubiaceae.